This is a messenger RNA of Molossus molossus (Pallas's mastiff bat), 2179 nucleotides long. RefSeq names its product dynein light chain Tctex-type 3 (gene DYNLT3). The coding region runs from base 57 to 407 and encodes 116 amino acids. NCBI's taxonomy places the organism in Eukaryota, Metazoa, Chordata, Mammalia, Chiroptera, Molossidae. Gene Ontology annotation, molecular function: dynein intermediate chain binding. The record is from RefSeq and is a predicted model, not a curated record. The transcript is spliced from 5 exons. Gene Ontology annotation, biological process: microtubule-based movement. Gene Ontology annotation, cellular component: cytoplasm; kinetochore; cytoplasmic dynein complex.
CGGCCGCGGAGCUCGCCCCGCCCGUCGCUCCGCCCCCCAGGAGAGUCGGAGACACCAUGGAGGAGUACCAUCGCCACUGCGACGAGGUUGGCUUCAAUUCGGAUGAAGCCCACAAUAUUGUUAAAGAGUGUAUAGAUGGAGUUUUAGGUGGUGAAGAUUAUAAUCAGAACAACAUCAACCAAUGGACUGCAAGCAUAGUGGAACAAUCCUUAGCACAUUUGGUUAAGUUGGGAAAAGCUUAUAAAUAUAUUGUGACCUGUGCAGUGGUCCAGAGAAGUGCAUAUGGCUUUCACACAGCCAGCUCAUGCUUUUGGGAUACCACAUCUGAUGGAACCUGUACCGUACGGUGGGAGAACCGAACCAUGAACUGUAUCGUCCAUGUUUUUGCCAUUGCCAUUGUCCUGUGACAGACUAAAAAUGUUUGGCCAAAGCCAUUAACUUAAGAAUUUGUCAGUGUAUCCUUUCUAAAAAGAAUAAGUUACUUAUUAAUAUGCUAGAUGACAAGUGUGCAAUAUGCUUCAAAGCUAUCAACAAAAACUGAAUGUUAUAAGCAAGCAAUCUCAUAGUAAAUUGGCAGGUUAGCUCAUAUUCUAUAGGUACAGAAUCAUUUCAGUAGGAAAAAUGUAAUGUCAGCAGAAACAAAUACAGAAACAUGGCAUGACAUGAAAAUACAACCUUAUAUUUACACCAGCUUUUCACUAACAUUAUGUACCUAAGGAGAUAGGGAAAUCCAUUCAGAUAGUAAAAUGAUCUUUCUUUCAGCUUCAGAGAAGUUAGCAGGGAUACAUAUAUGAACAAAAUGCUGCAAGGAUAAAUCUGGAGAAAAUAAUAAUUAGCUAACACUUCUUAUGUUUGUAUUUCUUCUCCUCAGUUGUACCUAUGGCUUAGUAGAAAGUAAUCCUUUUUUUCUCUCAAUUAAUAUCGCAGUGUGCAACUACUAUUAACUUGUUUAUAUUUUCUGAGAAUGAUUAAAACAGUUUUUAAAAUUUCAUAAUCUUGGAUCUAUGUUUGAGGGCGAAUUAAAUCUGGUAAUCUUGAAUUAGCCAGUUAAACAAAAUGAGUUACAGUGUAUGAUGAAAACUAUCUGACUGACAGCUGCCUUACAAUUCACACAUUCUGUGUGUAACAGACACUAUUGAAUGUCUGUUAUGAGCCUAUUUCUCUGCUAGUCAUUAUAGUUAUCAAUCUGCUGUUCACAUUCUAAGUUUCUUUUGGCACCUGUUCAGUUGGACUAUUGACAUUUAUGUUUGGGGAAGAAAAAAAGUUGCUUUACAAGAGAGAGAAAAAGUGAAUCUGGUUAUCCAUGUAGAAGUAAGCAAAGUGAAAAGCACUUAUUGCUGACAAAGAAUCAUAGCUGUAAUUUUAAGAAUUGCUCUUAGGAAGUUAAAAACGCGUGAAGUAUGCAGCUCUUAGUUAAAGGCCUUAUUAGCAGUCUUACUGUACAAGUAGUAAAUUUUAUCAUUGCUUUAGUUACAACCAUCUGUAAAUAUUUUAAAGUACUUAUGUGGGGUUCAAGUUAAUUGGAAUGAAGUAUAAAUUAAAAGUAUACAAUCAUUGGCAAGGUAUUGAAAAUCUCAGGGCUUAUGAAAUGUAGUUAAAUUUAUUUAAAAAUUAAAGUACACAGCUGGCUGCCAAAUGCGAAGUCAAUCUGCCAUUUAAUCUUGAAAAUAAACUCGUGUUUGCAUAUUACCACUAAUGCUAAUACAUAUAGGGACUGGGACCAUGAUUCAUUGAAUUUGGUGGGAAAGAAAAGCUUAGUGUUAAUACUGACACUAUUAAGAUAGUAUUCUUGUAGGAAUACUAUGUGCAUGUUUGAUAUUUUGCUGAGUAACAAUAAUUGUUCAGUGUUUAAGAAGAAUAUUAAGAGAACACAGGGGUAAAGUUUAAUGCAGUGAUGUACAUUUUUGGCCCGUGGGAAAUUCUCAUAGUCAUUACCUUUAUGUUAAUUCAUUCUGCUGGCUUUUGUGCCCUUGAAGAUUACAGUAGUGACCAAAAUAUUUGUGCAGUUAAGACUCGUUUUGAUUAUUGUUAUUGAAGCCUGAUCUUAAAAGAAUAAUAAUCAAAAAUACCUUAUGAACUUGCUAUCUGCUGUUUCUAGUUACAGUAUAAUAAAGAUUAUCUUACUGUGCUGUACUUUUGCUUCUUGAUGAUUAUUGAAUAAAGAAAUGGCAUUGUGCUU